Molecule: messenger RNA, 1575 nt
Organism: Diversispora eburnea
Lineage: Eukaryota; Fungi; Glomeromycota; Glomeromycetes; Diversisporales; Diversisporaceae
Source: the annotation of a GenBank genome assembly
AUGUCUAACACUGAAUAUAGAGAAACUGCUGAAAUUAGUUCGGAACUUUCUGAAAAUGAUAUUAGUAGGUUUAUAAAUGAUGACGAAACAGAGUCUAACACCUCCUCAUUAACCCCGUCCUUUUUAAAUGAUUUUGAUGAAUUGAAUAUCGGAGAAGAGCAAGUUAUAAGAAAAAGAGAAAGGGCUAUACUCAAGACACUUGCUAACAUUGAAUGUUCAAUGGAUGUUGAUCUUUGUUACGUUUUAGACUGUACUGGUUCUAUGGCGAAACAUAUCGCAGCGGCCAAAGAUUGUAUUUUGCAAGUGACAGAAUAUAUUAAAAGUACGAAUCCAAGCAUUAAAAUUAAAGUUGGUUUUUGUGGCUAUCGCGAUCAUUGUGAUAAUUCCCGCCUGCAAAUUUUUGAUUUUACAAAUUCGUAUGAAGAAUUCAGAACAAAUUUAGCUUCAGUACCAGCUAAUGGUGGUGGUGAUGGUCCAGAAGAUGUUCUUGGAGGUCUUUAUGCAGCCAUAAAUCAAAUGUCUUGGAAUGAUGGUACUAAAAUCCUUUUCCAUAUUGGUGAUUAUCCACCUCAUGGCAAACGUUUUACUACCAUGCAAGAUGAAUAUCCAGGUGGCGAUCCAAAUGGGUUGACAGCAGAAAAUACUAUGAUUGAAGUAUUUCGUAGUAUAAUUGGUGAAUUUUUAAUAUUUGAACUUGUAGGAGGAGAUCCAAUUGAAUUAAUUAAUAAAUUUGUCGCAGCUACUACAUCAUCUAUUACUACGUCUGUUUCAUUAACCAGCACUAUUGGAACUAGAAGGAAUUUAUCACAACGAAUAAUUGAAAUUAACAAAGAUAUUCCUGAUUGGGACACUCUUACAGAUCGAAAAGGUGUAACUUUAUGUUAUUAUAUUCCUCAAGAUGUAGACGAACUUAAAGAUGAAACAUUUUAUGAAAAAAAGAACCUUCUCUCUAAAUCUUAUCAUUUCAAGAUUGCAGAACAACCAUUUGCUGCUGGAGUUGAAAAAUAUGCUUAUUAUGCUAUUAGCACAAAAUAUAAUCCACCCAGGCGAAUGGUGAUGAAAGGAUACUUGAGAGAUGGAACAGAGAAUCUAUUUGAAAAGUAUCUCGAGUCCGCGGAGAUUUCCGCUUUAACAAGUUAUUUUAGUAUAAAAUUUAAUAUGGAAGCAAGAGGAAAAGGUAUUUCUUCUGUAAAUUUCCUUAGAGUGAAUCUAGUACGUGCUACAUUUGAUGGUAGGACUCGUUAUUAUAUUACAGAACCGGAACUUCAAGGUGCCGAGUUUCAACGGUUUAAUGUAAAUUCUGGAGUUAUUGUAAAAUUUCGACCUGUUCUUGAAGCAUUUGUACAUUAUACAUAUGAACAUACGGAUGGAUAUUUAGUUGUUUCUGACCUUCAAGGAAUUGAGUCAUCUGAUCGGUUCUUAUUAACUGAUCCAGUGAUACAUUGUAUUAAUCCCUUAAGAUUUGGAAAGACUAAUUUAGGCAGAAAUGGAAUCAAUAAAUUUUUUUGGAAAAUCAUAGAUGUAACGAUGUUUGCAGAAAGUUGGGACUACCUUCUCUUGGAUAAAUUUAUAUAA